AUGUCCAUUCCAAGAGCGCCACAAGGCCACUUCACGCUUCUCUACUUCGCCGCUGCCACCUCAUUUACCCGGAAACAGUACGACUUCUUCCCAGCACCAGUCAAGGUCGCUCAGCUCUACGACAUGUUGGAGACCAAGUACUCCGGAAUCAAGGCUAAAGUGCUCGACUCCAGCGCGCUGACCGUCAACCUUGACUAUGUUGACGUUGGCGAGGAGGCCGGGAAGGGUGAGGCUGGAAUGCUUAUCCAUGACGGUGACGAGGUGGCCAUCAUUCCGCCCGUGAGCUCUGGAUGA
This is a messenger RNA of Baudoinia panamericana UAMH 10762, 294 nucleotides long. RefSeq lists its product as uncharacterized. Bases 1 to 294 code for a protein of 97 amino acids. Gene Ontology annotation, biological process: Mo-molybdopterin cofactor biosynthetic process. NCBI's taxonomy places the organism in Eukaryota, Fungi, Ascomycota, Dothideomycetes, Mycosphaerellales, Teratosphaeriaceae. The record is from RefSeq and is a predicted model, not a curated record. Gene Ontology annotation, cellular component: cytosol. The transcript has a single exon.